UGCUGCAGGGUUGGAGAGAGAGAGACAGAGAGAGAGAGGAGGAGGAGGAGGAGGGGGGAGAGUCGAGUCCCAGCAGCGCCCGGGAGGAAGCAGAUCGCAGAGGAAAAGGAAGACAUCAGUCCGUGUGCUGAGAGCAGGAGAGCUGGGCUGAGCUGCUCCACUCGCUUCUCAUUAACCUGGAGGGAGGAGCAGAAAGAGGAGGAGAAGGGGUUCCAGUCCCACCCUGCCUGGGGAUUAGUCGCAACUCACCUGCCGUCUCAGAGCAGAGAGAUCCUGGCACUGCUCAUACCCACGACGUGUAAAGACAGAUCUCUGGACAUCAGGAGGAAGCCUGAGUGAGCUGGAGCUGCUCCUGGAGCUCUCCCUCACCCGGAUCAGGGGACACUGGGGAAGAGCAAGAGACUGGAUCUUCCCUGAUUUCUGGGUUCAGCCUGUUUUCAUGGGGACACUGGAGCAGGGACAGGAUUUCUAAUCUGUUCUUUAGUGGACAGGAAGUGUUCAGGUUUAACUCGGACCUUUGGUCCUUCGCUCAUUAAUUGGACUGUUUCAGGACCCAAACGAUGACUUGCUUUGUUUCUGGACUGAUUUUCUAAGCAGGUGAAGUUGUAGAGGACGUAAGGGAGGCUGCGUGCCUUUAUUGUAUGGGUAUUCAUAUAAUAACAAGGACACAAAGCAAAUCUUUGUCCUAACUGGCCAUAUUGACGUCCUUCCUUCUUUCUUCUUCUUCUUCUUAUUUAUGAGUGUCAGGACAUCCAGCAGACAGGGACAGGUUUAUUCUUUUCGUCCUUUUCUCCCACCGUUUCUUUGCGGGUAGAGGCGUCUGGGUGGCGAUCUGCGGAGGAUGGGAGAGAGAACAGAAGCGAAGAAGAAGACGACGGUCUCGGGAAGACACCGUCCUAAAACAGGGCAGUGAUGCCAGGCAUGGUGAUGUUUCGGCGGCGCUGGUCAGUUGGCAGUGAUGACCUGGUGCUGCCCGCUCUCUUCCUCUUCUUACUGCACUGCAUAUGGCUGGUGGUGCUGUCUGUGGUUCUGUUCGGUCUCCCGUACGGCUCAGAUCAGUCGUGCUCCGUCACGCUGGUGGACCAUGGCCGCGGCUACAUGGGCAUCUUGAUCAGCUGCCUGAUCUGUGAGAGUGCCAUCAUGUGGCUGAGCAUGAGAGGGAGCAUCCUGUACACACAGCCCCGAGAGGCCGUGCAGUACGUGCUCUAUAUACGGCUCGCCAUCCUGCUGGUAGAGUUGGUGUAUGCGGUGGUCGGGAUCGCCUGGCUGGUGCAGUACUACCAACCCUGUUCCGACGUGACAGCCAAAAACCUCGCUCUCGGCAUCGUGGUGUGUAACUGGUUAGUGAUCUUCAGUGUGUGUUUCACCAUGAUGUGCACCUUUGACCCCACGGGACGGACCUUCGUCAAACUGAAAGCCACACGCCGCCGCCAACGCAACCUGACAACAUACACACUCAGACACAGAUUAGAAGAGGGUCAAGCCAGCAGCUGGAGUAGGAGACUCCGGUUCUUUAUGUGCUGCACCAGAGCUAAAGACACACAGUCUGACGCCUACUCGGAGGUGGCGAGCCUCUUCGCCGAGUUCUUCAGGGAUCUGGACAUCGUACCCAGUGACAUCAUCGCUGGCCUGGUGCUGCUCAGGCAGCGACAGAGAGCCAAGAGAUCCGCCAUCUUGGACCAGGGAAACAACGAUAUUUUAGCCUUUCUGUCCGGGAUGCCGGUAACACGAAGUACACGCUACCUGGACCUCAAAAACUCAACGGAGAUGGCCAUGUAUAAGGAGGUGUGUUAUUACAUGCUGUUUGCCAUGGCGGCGUAUGGCUGGCCCAUGUACCUGCUGAGGAACGCGACCUGUGGCGUCUGCAGGCUGCUCAGCUCCUGCACCUGUACAUCCGGCUCCAGGUCUCGUCUCUCUCAGUCUGUAACAGUAGAAGAGGAUAACUGCUGCGGCUGUAACGUCCUUGCUAUCCGGCGCCAGUUUUUGGACCGAGACCUUAAACAGGUUCAGAUCGUCUACACGUCCUGCCACGAUGCGGUUUAUGAGACGCCUUUCUAUGUAGCAGUAGAUCACGGCAAGAAGAAAGUCGUCAUCAGCAUCAGAGGAACGUUGUCGCCUAAAGAUGCUCUGACUGAUCUCACUGGAGAUUCAGAGCGCUUGCCUGUGGAUGAACAUCAUGGUGUCUGGCUUGGGCAUAAGGGAAUGGUUUACUCAGCAGAGUACAUUAAGAAGAAACUGGAGCAGGAGAUGAUUCUGUCUCAGGCUUUUGGCAGAGAUUUGAGUAAAGGAACCAUGCACUAUGGCCUGGUGAUCGUGGGUCACUCUCUCGGUGCCGGCACCGCUGCCAUCCUGUCCUUCCUGCUCCGCCCCCAGUAUCCCACGCUGCGCUGCUAUGCUUACUCUCCACCGGGAGGCCUGCUCAGUGAGGAUGCGAUGGAGUACUCCAAAGAGUUCGUCACCUCAGUGGUGUUGGGGAAAGACCUCGUCCCCAGGCUUGGCCUCUCUCAACUCGAGGGUUUUCGUCGUCACUUGCUUGAAGUCCUGCAGAAAAGUGAUAAGCCAAAGUGGAGGAUCAUUAUAGGAGGCACUAAGUGCAUCCCGAAGACAGAGCUGCCGUUAGAAGAUGACCCUCCCUCUCAGGGCGUAACUCCAUCCACCUCCCGGCUGUGUCUCCACCCCAGUGACCUGAGCAUCGCCCUCUCUGCGUCCACGCCUCUCUAUCUGCCCGGACGCAUCAUCCACGUCGUGCACAACCAUCCACCUGAAACCUGCUGUGGUCAGGAGGAUCCCACCUACUCAGCUCUUUGGGGUGAUAACAAAGCCUUUGAUGAGGUUAUCAUCUCACCGGCCAUGCUGAACGAACACAUGCCGCACGUGGUGUUGGACGGACUCAAUAAGGUUUUGGAAAACUACAAUAAGGGCAAGACUGCCCUUCUUUCAGCAGCUAAAAUCAUGGUUAGCCCAACUGAGGUGGACCUGAAUGCUGAGACCUACUUCCAUGGAGUCUCCAACUCCCAUGAGCCCACUCCACAAACCCAACACCGCAGAAACAGCAGCGUCCGCUCCUGUGCUCGCUCCGAGAUCUCUCUGGAUGGUUUUUCAGAAUGUCCUCCUCCAGCUGUACCUGUGGUGCUGAUGAGUGCUCGUGAGCGUUUGUCUCUGGAGCUGCGGGAGCGAAAGGCUCCUUUAGCUAUGAUGGAGAGCCUUUCGGAUGUUGACUCUGUCUACAGCAUGGACUCUCGCCGCUCCUCAGCUGCUUUCAGAGGCUCACCGUGUCUUGGGACACUCCCUUUCCCCCUUGAUGCCCCGAUUCCUGAGGAGAAUCCAUCCCUGAGCUCACGUACUGAGCUGAUUCAGGCCUCACCUGAGCGAGAACUUAUGGGCCAAACUGGACCCUGCUGCCCCACCCCACCAGAACUCGCUUUGCCUCCCAAUGACAGCCACGGCCUCUCUCCGGAACUUGCGGUACCUUUUAAUCAAGGCCGUUCCCCCUCUCAAACCAACCGUGGUAGCUAUUUUCCUCGGUUUGCACCCAAGCAGAUCAGUGAGGGUCAGCAAGGCCAGCAGAAGGCUCUCGUGCGUGCCAAAUCAGAGACUUUUGAAAGGUUUCAGAGGUCUAACAGCAAGGAAUCAAGUCCUGUGGCACCUUGGACUGGUAUUAUAAAGGAGCAAGGUGGAAAGAACCAAAAAAAUGAAGGUGUGAACAAAGAUGAGAAGAGUACAAAAGAGGUGAAGGUGUCUCCACUGUCCAAUGGAAACACCAGUCAGGCAGUGCUGGAGUUUGCUCAGUAUCUGGAUUCCCUCUUCAAGCUAGAUGGAAGUGACUCUCUGCCUCCGGACAAUUCUGAUGCCGAAUCCGAAUCGGGACGCGGCUCUUCAGUUCAGACGGAAGAACAGCGCAUAGAGGAUUUGGACAGCGAGCAGCAGCUACUGGCCAGAGCCACACUCGAGCCCAACCUUGUCCCAAAGCCUCCUCGAACCUUCGCUGGCUCGGCUGAACCCUCGUCCGGCAUCUCUCUCUCUCCAUCGUUCCCUUUAUCCUCGUCCGGAGAGAUGAAUGACCUCUCACCCGUCAAUCACACCAUGCUACGGACUUCCACUGCUUCCCCUUACGCUGAAGAAAACACGUUAUCAUCCAUAGUGUAGUGAAACGUGGACCUUAGGAAAUCAGCUCUCUUUUGGUGUCUGUAUAUUUCACUUCCCUGUGUUUCCCUCUUUAACGCCUUCCUAACCAUAAGUGGUGGCAUGGGGGAAUUCUAUCUUCACUUUAAAAAGAUGCAUGCGUAGCAACCUGUUCAAGACAUCCAGGCUGAGAUCGCGGACUCACUGGAAGCAUUUUGAAAACCUCAUUUUGUACCAUCGUUGGACUUUACACACUGAAUGCAGUCGAUGUGCACUGUUACAACGGGUUUCCUGUCAGCGGCCGGGGACACAACGUCGUAGGAAAGAAGCUUCACACAAAUGACCGAAAAUUCUCAUCAAGUCCAAUCUUAUGUUUAUGUUUACAUUAAUGCCACUGAACAACACACGUACAAAGAUUUGCAGAUUUGCAGGGAACGCGUUUGGACGGUGAGAGGUUUGCAGAUGGAGUGACAUUUCCUCAGGUCUUUUAAGAACACAGAUGAAAGAAAGAUUCUGAUUUCUAUGUUACACUUGUCAGAUUUCGGACUGAAGAUUGUGUGGCGUGUUUUAUUGAGCACGUGCAACACUUGAGAUCGAGCACUUUGGAGUUUAGGGGCCAUUUUUUUUACAUUUACAAUUCUGUUUUUGUGUGCAUGAGAAAAUAAUGAAUGCUUAUUUAUAACUCUUUUGUCAAUAGUACCCUGCCAAAUAUGUGUAGAAAAUGACCUAUGAACAAAAAAAAAACUACAUGGAUUUAUUGAUAUUUUAUUUAUUGUUUUUUUUCCACGUUUUGCCGUUUAAAUCCAUUGACUUGGGGCAUGCACACCAAUCACCAAAUAACAGAACAUGCUUUUUUCUAUUUUAGGAGUCAAAAUUCAUGAACACGUAGCAGGAACUGGUCUUUUUAGGGAGUCUCUCUCUCCCUCUCCAUUUUUAUCAUUUCUACUGCUGUUGCUAUGACUAUAUUACAUUAUAUUACUCGGUGGUUUAACUUUAUGAUGAAUAUUUUAUUAACUGUUACCGUGUGACUUGCCUUUUUCUAUUUUUUCUGAAUGAAGUGUUUUUCAGUUGGACAUUUUUUUUUUAUAGCAGGAGUUCAUCUUGUGUCUGGAGGAAAAGUACAGCAGUGGGACACACUGGGUGCUCAAACACACACACACACACACACACACACACACACACACACACACACACACACACACACACACACAGGCCCUAGACAGAGUGCACACUACUACUGAACCUCCUGCUCCUUUGUAAAAGUAAGUGCCCCCUCCCCCAGCCUUGUACUGAUUUUCUUUUCUUUAAGCUCCAUAACAUUACUGUAUUUUGUCAUCAGAAAACAUCUUGCACUAUUUCAUUGCACAUUUGUAAAUCUAAAUAAAAACCCAGUAAUACACACUGACCUGCCGUUUCUUAUACACCUACUGUAUAUACUAAAUCUCCGCCGCAACAGCGACUUGCUUCUCUGAACUUUGUCGAAUAAAUAAUCGAAUAUGGUAAGCAAAUAUUGACUAGUUAACUUAGAUAGUGAUCAUUUGGGUCACUUACAUGUAGACGAUAUGUGCACAGUUACUCUUCAGGCCUGUUUAAAACACUUCCACGACACUACAGGAUGUUUAUGUGACGCCCGUUUAUUAGGGUGCAUCAGUUGCCCCAUAAAACUGAAAAGUUCCUCCGAUCAUGAUGCAUUUUUGUUUUUAUGUUCCUUUUGGUGAGAAAACACACUGGGUGAAAUAUUUUGACAAAAUUCUAAAGUUUAAUGGUGGCACCAGGAGCUCAAAGUUAUGGAAAAAGCUGCUAUUUUAUGACAAAAUUUCGAUCACUUUUCAUGAAACAUUAUGGCACCUUAUAGAGUAUACCAAAUAUCUUAGAUACACAUUUUUAGUCCAUAUUCUAAAUAUAUUAUCAAGCACAGUUUGAGUUUUAGCUGUUCAUUGAAUCAUUGUUCAACUACUUUUAAACAAUACAAAUGUAUUAUGAAUCACAUUAAUGCUUCUCAAUCCCUUGCAAAGGUUCUUAACAUGAUCUCUGGCUCACAAGAAAUCACCAACAUUGUGAUUCAAACCUUACACGAAAACAUAAAAUAAGCGUUUUUUGGCAAAAAAUGAACCUCAUGGUGCCACCAUUAGACUUUUGAAUAUGGUCAAAACAUUUUACAGGAUGUCUUUAUUGGUGAAAAGGAACACCCAAACAAAAAUGCAUCAGAUUUUAUGAAAGUGAGGGCGACUGAUGCAGCCUACCGUUUAUGCUCCGUUGCAGAGAGAGCGCAGAAAGUGGCUUAAAGUUAUUCUGUGCACUAUAAUGUCAUCAACUGAUUCUCAUCUAAUUCUCUGAUCUGCAUAUCUGUGUGUGAAACUAACAUUUAGCGGUGUUGUACCCUGUUAAAACACUGCAUGACCCAUAUCACUGUACGUGUUCAUAUCCUGAUAGCCUUUAAUCACAGCUAUUACACCAGGACUGUAUUUACUUGUAUAUUUGCUGAGACUGGUUUUUUUGUCCAGAAUUGUGAGAUUUCUUAUUUCAAGGAGGUCGUGUGAUUCAGCUUUAUCUCCAGAGCUCAGAGAUGCUGCAGAAAAAUCCUGCCUACCUGUGCAGCUUCUUCCACACUUUCUGCAGUUACCCUGAUUGCACACUCUGAAUGUCACUUCUUAUUGAAUAAUCACUGGGCAGCAGAUACUCCAGUUACGACCUGUACCAUGAAGGUCAGAUCCAGAUUCCACAAUGAUGAUGACCUUCGGUUUACUGAUACUGAACAACUUCUCGCCUCUGUCCCAUUGGUUCGUGCCCUCAGGGUCCGCUGCUGUACCUUUUCCCCGAGUGAUUGUGAAUAGCUGUCUUUUUCCACAUGAUUAUUUUAUGCAAGUAAAUCCCAUCUCAUUCUUCAGUCGAAUGAAAUAAAUAACUGAAUAAAUAUUCCACUUGGACAUUAUAAAGAAAAAUGGCUGUAUCCUGUACCAUAGUGAUGACUUUAUCUGAAAUCUAUAGCUAUAUGGAGUAUAUAUUAUAAAUAGUGAGGGGGGAAUUUAUCUGUGUGUAUAUACUGAUUUAUUAAAAGAAUCGGUAAUAGUAGCCAUUGAUCUUCAGAAGAAACAUCUUUCUAUUGUUGCCAGAUAACUUGCCGGUCCUUACUUUUCACCAUGAAUGAGAAUGUAUUAUAAAAACCUGCCUACACACACACACACACACACACACACACACACAAACAAAAGUACCUUGCCUGUAACAGAAUAAAACAAUACAGAUUUCAGACA
Neoarius graeffei (lesser salmon catfish) is the source of this 7376-nucleotide messenger RNA. It is a transcript of the gene dagla, whose product is annotated as diacylglycerol lipase, alpha. NCBI's taxonomy places the organism in Eukaryota, Metazoa, Chordata, Actinopteri, Siluriformes, Ariidae. Gene Ontology annotation, cellular component: dendrite membrane; postsynaptic membrane. Gene Ontology annotation, biological process: lipid metabolic process. The record is from RefSeq and is a predicted model, not a curated record. The transcript is spliced from 20 exons. The coding region runs from base 913 to 4146 and encodes 1077 amino acids.